This is a messenger RNA of Eurytemora carolleeae, 936 nucleotides long. RefSeq lists its product as uncharacterized. Lineage: Eukaryota; Metazoa; Arthropoda; Copepoda; Calanoida; Temoridae. The transcript is spliced from 3 exons. The record is from RefSeq and is a predicted model, not a curated record. Gene Ontology annotation, biological process: regulation of mitochondrial mRNA stability. The coding region runs from base 601 to 921 and encodes 106 amino acids.
AACUAGCUGUUCUUGAACAUGUUCAUCAUAACUAGCUUUUCUUGGAACUUGUAAAUCAUAACUAGCUGUUCUUGAACAUGUUCAUCAUAAAUAGCUGUUCUUGAACAUGUUCAUCAUAAAUAGUUUUUCUUGGAACUUGUAAAUCAUAACUGACUGUUCUUGAACUUGUAAAUCAUAACUAGCUGUUCUUGAACAUGUUCAUCAUAACUAGCUGUUCUUGAACAUGUUCAUCAUAACUAGCUGUUCUUGAACAUGUUUAAAGAUUGAGACGCAUUUAGAGUCUCUAUAUCUAGGAUAUUGACUUGUCUCUUUAUCUAGGAUGUUGACCCGUCUUUAUUACUAGGAUAUUGUUGACCCGUCUUUAUUACUAGGAUAUUGUUGACCCGUGUCUGUAUCUAGAAUGUUGACCCGUCUUAAUAUCUAGAAUGUUGACCCGUCCCUAUAUCUAGAAUGUUGACCCGUCCCUAUAUCUAGAAUGUUGACCCGUCCCUAUAUCUAGGAUGAUGUUCCGUCUCUAUAUCUAGGAUGUUGACCUGUCUCUAUAUCUAGUAUGUUGACCCAUCCCUAUAUCUAGAAUGUUGAGCUGUCUCUAUAUCUAGGAUGCUGACCCGCCUGCUAAUAUUCUGCUUUAAAUCAAACCAUGAUCCUGGAAAACAAUUCCUAGAGGCAUAUUCUCAGGCACUGUACCGUGAUAUGGAUAAUAUGUCUGGCCGUAGAAUAUUAAACUCUGCGAUAAUACUUGCAGCAUUUAACCAUCUACCUACAUACUUAGCUAAGGGAAUAUUCUCCAAUGAGUUCAUGAAUAAACUUGAUUCUGAGAUAAAGAUGUAUGAUGACAGUAGAUCAUAUAAUGCACAACUAAGGUAUUUAAUGAGAAAUAAUAACAUUAAAAGCAAAUACCCUGACUUAGCCCCGAUUUAACGUCUAUGCAUGUCA